This is a messenger RNA of Vitrella brassicaformis, 1855 nucleotides long. The record is from the annotation of a GenBank genome assembly. NCBI's taxonomy places the organism in Eukaryota, Vitrellaceae.
GGAAGCCGUCAUCAUCUCGUGAGGUCUUGUGAGCAAGAUCUGGGCAAGAUGCAUCUUCCCGCAUGAGAGAUCUCCUUCCCCUGGUUGCACAGCUGUUGUCGCUUCAGAAGACCAUCUGCGCACCUGCACUCCGUCACUCCCUGCCCUGCUUCAUCCCCUCAUUGUCCAUCCCGUCAAGGCUCCUCCACCAGCCCUCAUCCCUCAGCCGCUCACGCAUUGUGAUGGACCCCUCGGAGACCCAUCUGGCCACGGCAGCGGUGGGCGAUAUCGAAGAUAUCGCCGCCGAUGCAGAGGCCACCAUGGCGCGAGGGAGAUGGCGAACAGUCAUGAAGGGGCUGCUCAAGACGGCCUACUCAUCUGCCGUGAUGCAGGAGGCUGCUGCUGAAGAGGACAAGGGCAAGAAGCGGAGAAGGGCCAAGCCUCGGGAGGCGACGUCAGCUGCUGAUGGCGACGACGAGAAGUCACCAGCUGCCCCAAAGAAGAAGCAGAGGAAGAACACAAAAGGGCAGAAGAUGGCCUUAGAGGAGGAGGAGGGAGAUGGCGAGGGUGAAGCUGUGGCGGGAAAGAGAAAGAGGUCGCGGUCGAGAGCGGCGGCCAAGGGUAACGCGCCUGAUGUGGGGCUGGUGAGGGAGGUGACGUCUGUGCUGGAGCAGACACACGGGAUGGUGGUCAAGGAGGAGAAUGUUAGCAACGCAUGCGGACACAAGAGGGAGGUCCUCGAUGCAGCUGUGGUCAGUCUAAGACACACACACGGCAUGGCAUGCACACCUUAACGUCUCGCCUGUUUGUCUGUCAUGUAGGCGUUGGUGCUGAGCCAGAACACCUCCAACAAGAACUCCUCCCGUGCCUUGGCUUCUCUCCGUGCCAAGUAUCCCUCGUUCGCCGCCAUCCGCACUGCGCCUGCAAAGGAAGUCGAGGAGACCAUACAGGCGGUAAGGUAGUACGACAGACAGACAGCUAAUGUCAUUCGUGUUUCGUGGCCCUAUAUAUGUGCAGGGUGGCCUUGCUACGGUCAAGACGAAGCGCAUCCAGGCCCUCCUGCAGGGCAUCUAUGACAGGCAUGGCGCCUGCUCACUGGAGCACUUGAGGGACAUGACGACCGAGGCCGCCAAGGAGGAGCUGGCCACCUACACCGGGAUCGGCCCCAAGAGCAUCGCAUGCCUUCUCAUGGUACGGGGCAGGCGAAAUGGCUGACUGGUAACGAUCGCAUUGUCUGUGCGUGGCCAUCAUCAUGUGUGUGCAUGCAAUGCAGUUCACGCUGCAUCGCCCCGAGUUCGCAGUGGACACCCACGUCCAUCGGCUGUGCAACCGCAUAUUCGACACCGAGACCAAGACGGCUGACCACACGUACCGCCUCAUGAACAGCGUCGUCCCCGAUGACCAGAAACACGACCUCCAUGUGCUGCUCAUCCGCCACGGCCGGCGAGUGUGUCGGGCCAUCAACCCCCAGUGCCAUUCGUGCCCCCUGGCCGAGACCCGCUGUGCGUACUUCCGCAAGAAACAAGCAGGGAAUGGUGAGGGGGUCGAGGCCGAGAUUGAGGGUGGGGAGGAGGGGGCAGGUGCGGCUGAUAGAGGGGAGGAUGGUGAAGAGGUUCGGGCAGAUGCGAACGAGUGAGUCAGUUGACGGCAGCAGUGGGAACGAAUUAAUCGGGAGUAUGCAGCAAUCUUGAAGUGUGUAUAGUAAGUACAUGCUGUGCGCGGUGGACGGACGUAUGGAUUCCUGCAGGCUUUUUGAUAUGACCUGCAUGCCAUGCGUUGUGGAUAGCUUAGCGUUCAUGGGUGACGCGGCUGCCGAACACCAAGUGAACGGGCGGCACCAAUCCAUUCAACUUGUUUGAGUGGUGUACUCGUUAAC